AUGUUACAGUACAAUUUCAAGAACAAUUCGCUGAACAAUCAUUUCUUAAUCAUGAAACUUCUUAGAAAAAUCCACGGUUCCAUUCAUCAUCCCAAUCAAGUGAAACCCAUUUCUUCAACUUCCCACAUCGUCACUCAAAAACCAACCUUUCCAUUUUUCCCGCCGACCACACCAUGUUUGAAAACGCUCUGCACCAGCGGUCAACUGCAAGAAGCCUUGCUAGAAAUGGCGAUUCAAGGACUUGAAAUGAAGUUUGAUGGCUACGAUUCACUGCUAAACGCGUGUAUUAAUCAAAGGGCCGUGAGAGAAGGCCAAAGGGUCCAUGUCCACAUGAUCAAGACCCAUUAUCUGCCUCCAGUCUAUCUUAGAACCAGAUUGAUUGUGUUUUAUAAUAAAUGCGACUGUUUGCUCGAUGCAAGGAAAGUGCUCGAUGAAAUGCCUGACAGGAAUGUGGUUUCUUGGACUGCCAUGAUUUCAGCUUAUUCUCAGAGGGGAUUUUCCUCUCAAGCUUUGAAGCUUUUUGCCGAGAUGAUGAAGUCGGGUAUGCUUGGAUUUUGCUUCUCUCUCUCUCUCUCUCUCUCUCUCUCUCUUUCUCUCGGUGUUAUUUUCUUGGUGGAUGUGGGGGGUGAGAGGGUUGUUGAUGCAAAUUCG
Messenger RNA from Carica papaya (papaya), 651 nucleotides. Lineage: Eukaryota; Viridiplantae; Streptophyta; Magnoliopsida; Brassicales; Caricaceae. The record is from RefSeq and is a predicted model, not a curated record.